Messenger RNA from Symbiodinium natans, 1380 nucleotides. The record is from the annotation of a GenBank genome assembly. NCBI's taxonomy places the organism in Eukaryota, Dinophyceae, Suessiales, Symbiodiniaceae.
AUGUUUUGCGAGCGAGGGUUCUUUCAAAGCACUUCACGUGGGCAUGCCCAUGGCAACAGGGUCUUCAAUUGUCUCGAUUCUCCACUUUUCCAGCAGCCCCGGACCCAUCUGGCCCCACUCCAAGAAGCCCACGGCAAGGAAGCGGACAAAAAACUUGCGCUUGCCACCAAGGCACAGCUGUUUCGGCGCAUCGUUCUCUUCGUGAUCCCGGGGUAUCUUCUGGUGGUGGUCGGAUGUUUGGCCCGAAACCUGUGUGCACCCACAACCAGUGACGCCAAGGACUGCAGUGGACAAGGCCGAUAUGAGCAGAGCUUCGAUUCGCCGGGCCCUCAGCAGCGCUGCGUCAGGAUUGCCGCAUUUGUCAUGGCGCCCUCUGCCGUCCGGUGGUUCGGGGCGAGUACUGAGAUGUUACCGUUCGCGCUGGCCUACCUGCAGGUUCGUGCCUUUUUCAUGGUCAUGGGCCGUGUUCGCGACAGUUGCAACGUAGUCUGCUUGGCAGAGAAGGAUUCUGUGACCCCUUUUGUGGCGUCCGUGAUCGCUUUCGUGGCCAACGUGCUUGGAGAUCUGCUCCUUUGUCCAAAAUAUGGCGCCUUUGGAGCUGCUGUUGCAACGGAUGUGGCCACGUCGGUGGCUGCAGGUUUCACGCUACAAAGCUUGCGGCACUCCGGGCUCUGGCCAAAGAAGUUUCCGUGUCCGGGCAGGAGAGAAAACAAGCAUUUUGCAAAGUAUGCCUUCAACCUUUUUUUAAGCGCGGUCGCCUUGCUGAUGAUCCUCAUCUCGGAGACACGUUUGGCCUCGAAGAUGGGCACUACGUCGGGCGCCGCGCACCAGAUUCUCGAUGCAAUUUGGCGCAUUGCUGGCCUCUCGCUGAGUCUGCCGAUGGAGUGGGCAGGCCAGACGUUCCUGACCAAAGACCUCACGGGUGCAGAAUGGAGGCACAUCGCUUCGAUGAUUUCAACCGUUGCGGUGUGCUUCUCCCUUCUGAGUGCAGGAUGCGUGCUGGUUUUCCUACGCUUUCGCGUCGACUGGUUCACGAGGGAUCCGCUUGUUCAAGCUGAUGUGUUCUACAGCACCCCCAGUGUGGCCAUGUGUUCUGGACUGAUUGUUCUCUCGCAGACCCUGAUGAGCUACCUGAUCAGUCUCGGCAAGGUGCAUUUCGUUCCGAUCACGGGUGGGAUGCUGGUGGCCUUGUUUACUGCGAGCAGUUACAUUCUGUACUUGAAUGGUGGCGCGCCGAAGUUAUGGGCAAUCAGGUUGGAAGGCGUUUCACGUUGUGCUCUCCGCUUUCGAUUUCGGAUUAUGGACAGCUCAGGGGACGGACUGGGAGGCACUGUCGUAGCACACUGGGACCCGGUUAAGGCUCUGGGGCCACGGCGUUGA